GCCUGUCAGAAUAAUGUGUUGCUGUCAAUUGUUUUCCUCCUAAUCAAAACACCCGAUGGUGUGAAUUACAACUCCGUGAACAAAUUUGCGUUUUUCUACAACAAUGUCGACGACCCGUGUAAAAACGAGAGAAACCAAGACGGGAGAAAUCAUUGCGUACAGUGACACCGCCAUACGAAACAAUGCAUCUGCAGUGGAGUAUUGUCGAACUUCCAUGGCCGCAUUGUCCGGUAGCACCGCAGGUGUUUUGGGACUAACCGGUAUUCUUGGAUUUCUCUUCUACGUACUUGCGGUCCUAUCCCUUUGGCAGAUGCUACUACUGAAGUCGGGCUCCAAUUGGCAAAAGUAUUUCAUCAGCCGGAAAAGCCUUCUCACCCAUGGGUUUCUGAGCGGUCUGUGCACCUACGUACUGUUCUGGACGUUCCUGUACGGUAUGGUGCACGUGUACUGAGGCGAGGAUGCAAAAGUGUGCAAUGUUUCACGACGGGUUGUGGGGGAAAGGAACCUAAAACUAGGAUAAUACUAUGGUAAAUAAUUUUUCCCAAAUACACAUACCAUCUUCUACCACG
Anopheles stephensi (Asian malaria mosquito) is the source of this 569-nucleotide messenger RNA. RefSeq names its product ER membrane protein complex subunit 6 (gene EMC6). The record is from RefSeq and is a predicted model, not a curated record. Lineage: Eukaryota; Metazoa; Arthropoda; Insecta; Diptera; Culicidae. Gene Ontology annotation, biological process: protein folding in endoplasmic reticulum; autophagosome assembly. Gene Ontology annotation, cellular component: EMC complex; membrane; endoplasmic reticulum. The coding region runs from base 104 to 451 and encodes 115 amino acids. The transcript has 2 exons.